AUGGCAUCCCUCCCCGCCGGAAGCUGCUGUUACCAAGGCGUCAAGCACGAAGGUGAAGCCAAGGGUAGCUUCUCGCAGCUCAAUGAUUUCGAGAUCUACACCAGCUCUCCUGCUGACAAGUCCACCGAGAAUGGUGUCUUGGUUAUUACGGACGUGAUCGGCCACCGCUUCAUCAACGCUCAGCUCAUUGCCGACCAGUUUGCCGCCAAUGGCUACUUCGUCAUGAUGCCUGACCUCUUCGACAACGACGCCAUCCCGCUCAACCGCCCCGAAGGUUUCGAUCUCAUGGCAUGGAAGGGUGGUGCAUACCACAAGGACAAGAAGCCCCAUACUCCCGAGGUCGUCGACCCCAUUAUCGAAGCAUGCAUCAAGGAGAUGAGAACUAAGUAUGGAUGCAAGAAAAUCGGUGCCGUCGGCUACUGCUUCGGUGGAAAGUACGUUGUGCGCCAUUUGCGCCCCGGCCAGAUCGAUGCUGGAUAUACCGCCCACCCUUCCUUCGUCGAGUCGGAGGAACUGAAAGCCAUCAAGGGCCCUCUGGCUAUUGCUGCCGCGGAAACGGAUGCAAUCUUCCCCGCCGAAAAGCGCCAUGAAUCUGAAGAGAUCCUCAAGGCCUUGGGCCUCCCUUACCAGCUUAACCUCUAUAGCGGUGUGGCGCACGGCUUUGCUGUCCGGGGAGACCCUGCCAACCGGACGGUGCAGUAUGCUAAGGAGAACGCUUUCUUGCAGGCUGUUCAAUGGUUCAAGGAGCACUUGUAG
This is a messenger RNA of Aspergillus niger, 756 nucleotides long. RefSeq lists its product as uncharacterized. Gene Ontology annotation, molecular function: hydrolase activity. The transcript has 3 exons. NCBI's taxonomy places the organism in Eukaryota, Fungi, Ascomycota, Eurotiomycetes, Eurotiales, Aspergillaceae. The record is from RefSeq and is a predicted model, not a curated record. The coding region runs from base 1 to 756 and encodes 251 amino acids.